AUGACUGAUCAAGAUCAAGGAGGCGCCGUUACUAUCUACAGUGGGACGGCGAUAACCGACGCCGCCAAGAAAAACCACCCCUUCUCCGUCAAGGUCGGAUUAGCUCAGGUCCUCCGCGGCGGCGCCAUUGUCGAUGUCUCCUCCGUAGACCAGGCAAAAAUCGCAGAAUCUGCCGGCGCAUGCGCUGUGAUCGUCUCAGAUCCGGUUCGAUCUCCCGCUGGCGUCCGCCGGAUGCCGGAUCCGGUUCUCAUAAAAGAUGUGAAACUAGCCGUAUCGAUCCCGGUGAUGGCGCGCGCUCGCGUCGGCCAUUUCGUCGAGGCUCAGAUUCUAGAAUCUCUCGCCGUUGAUUACAUCGACGAGAGCGAGAUCAUCUCCGUCGCGGACGAAGACAAUUUCAUCAACAAACACAACUUCCGAUCUCCGUUCAUAUGCGGCUGCCGCGACACCGGCGAGGCCCUGAGGCGGAUCCGAGAAGGUGCCGCGAUGAUCAGGAUCCAAGGAGAUCUGGACGGAUCAGGGAACAUUGCGGAGACGGUGAGGAACAUUAGGUCACUGAUGGGCCAAGUCAGAGUCCUGAACAACAUGGACGACGACGAGGUGUUCACAUUCGCGAAGAAGAUCUCAGCACCGUACGAUCUCGUGGCGCAGACGAAGCAGAUGGGGAGAGUUCCGGUUGUGCAAUUCGCGUCAGGCGGGAUCACGACUCCGGCCGAUGCGGCGAUGAUGAUGCAGCUAGGUUGCGAUGGAGUCUUCGUGGGUCCGGAGGUUUUCGACGGUCCGGAUCCGUUCAAGAAGAUUAGAGGGAUUGUGCAAGCUGUUCAGCAUUACAACGAUCCUCAUGUGUUGGCUAAGAUGAGCUCUGGGCUCCGGAGUAGUGCAAUGGAAGGCUCAAGCGCUCGUGGUGACAGGAUUCAAGGUUCUACUAGCCAAGGACGUGUUUGA
Molecule: messenger RNA, 942 nt
Organism: Microthlaspi erraticum
Lineage: Eukaryota; Viridiplantae; Streptophyta; Magnoliopsida; Brassicales; Brassicaceae
Source: the annotation of a GenBank genome assembly